CAACAUGAAAAAGAUCUAGAAACGAUAUAAAUGCAACGGCGUGAAAUGUAUAGGGAAGACUUCGUUCUCUGGAGGGAAAGUCAAACGCGAAGAAUAUUAAAUAAAAUAUUUUAAAUAAAUAAAAUUAUAAAACAGUAAAAUAACCAACCAAAAUGAGUUUUUCCAGUGACGAAGUAAACUUUCUAGUUUAUCGAUACUUACAAGAAUCUGGAUUCACACAUUCAGCUUUUGUGUUUGGCAUUGAAUCGCAUAUUUCACAAAGUAAUAUAAAUGGAGCUCUGGUUCCACCAGCAGCACUUUUAACAAUAUUACAAAAAGGCUUGCUGUAUACAGAGGUGGAGUGGUCCGUGGGGGAAGAUGGGGUUCCGAUAAGACCUAUUGAAAGCCUAAGUCUCAUAGACGCUGUCAUGCCAGAAGCCAAACCGACGGCAGCGCCAAUAAAAUCCGAAACCGGCAAAAGUGGUAAUGGUGACAAUGUUGCAUCGAGUAGUACAGCUGCCAGUGGAUCGUCAGGAAAUAAUAUAAAGGCGGAAGUUAAAACUGAAAAUGCAGCAACAACAUCAAGUACUAGCACAAAUGCUUCUGGUACAUCCGGUAGUGCCCCUGCUGCAGGAGAUAAUACAGAAACAGAUAGUGCCACAGCAUCUGGUUCUGCUGUAGGUGGUUCGCCGGCAGGAACAAGUGGCACAGCUAGCAAUACAUCAACAUCAGCCACGGCUACCACAACAGGUGAUGACAAGAAAACCGAUGCAACGGCAACAACUUCAACAAGUAAUACGGCAGAUGAUGGUGCAUCCACUACAUCCAAUAAUGGCAGCACCAAUAAUAAUGCAUCAAACGAAACUGCAUCAGCGGCAACGGCUGCAGGAACAACAACAACUUCAAGAACUGCAACACCUACCACCACAGCGCAGACGGGUUCGGCAAGUGGUACUGGUACAACAACAGGUGGAAAUGCAACCACAUCAGCGCCAACAUCCACACUUGGAUCAUCUCCAGCAACCCCUGCUGGUGGCUCAGAACCUAUGGAUAUUGAUUCAGCCAUUGAGAUACCAGCGUCCAAGGCAACCGUGUUGAGAGGCCACGAAAGUGAAGUGUUCAUUUGUGCUUGGAAUCCUAGUCGUGAUUUAUUGGCCAGCGGUUCUGGUGAUAGCACGGCACGUAUAUGGGACAUGUCGGACGCCAUGGCAUCGCCAAACCAACUAGUUCUACGUCAUUGUAUACAAAAGGGUGGAGCUGAAGUACCAAGCAACAAGGAUGUUACUUCGCUUGAUUGGAAUUGUGACGGAACUCUUUUGGCCACUGGCAGUUAUGACGGUUUUGCACGCAUUUGGAAAACAGAUGGUAGUUUGGCCUCCACUUUGGGCCAACAUAAAGGUCCAAUUUUCGCACUUAAGUGGAAUAAGCGUGGUAAUUACAUUCUCUCGGCCGGUGUGGAUAAGACUACCAUCAUUUGGGACGCUUCGACCGGUAUGUGUACCCAACAAUUUUCAUUUCAUAAUGCUCCAGCUCUGGACGUAGAUUGGCAAACCAAUAAUUCUUUUGCCAGCUGCAGUACAGAUCAACGCAUUCAUGUAUGCCGAUUAGGUUCCGACGUACCUAUCAAAACAUUCAAAGGACACACAAACGAGGUUAAUGCCAUUAAAUGGUGCCCUCAGGGAAAACUAUUGGCAUCCUGUUCCGAUGAUAUGACACUCAAGAUCUGGUGUAUGAAUCGAGAUAAAUGCUGUCACGAUCUACAGGCACAUUCCAAGGAGAUAUACACGAUUAAGUGGUCCCCCACAGGUCCUGGCACGCAAAAUCCAAAUACAAAUCUAUUACUUGCAUCGGCAUCAUUCGAUUCCACUGUACGUUUAUGGGAUGUGGAACGUGGUAUGUGCAUACAUACACUAACGAAACACACAGAGCCAGUGUAUUCCGUAGCUUUCUCACCGGAUGGUAAAUAUUUGGCAUCAGGUAGUUUUGACAAAUGCGUUCACAUUUGGAGCACACAAAAUGGACACUUAGUACACAGUUAUAAGGGCACUGGUGGUAUUUUUGAAGUUUGUUGGAACUCCAGAGGAACCAAGGUGGGAGCCAGUGCUUCGGAUGGUAGUGUUUUUGUUCUGGAUCUGAGAAAGUGUUGAUCGGCGGUGUCAUUCCCGCCUUCUGGCACGAGCGAUGUCUCUUUUUAGAUACUGUUAUGAACGUAUUUCACAUCGUAGAAUAGUUUUGUAUUUUUCCCUUUUUUAAUACAACAAAUGAAAACAAAACACAACGUUUCGUAGUGUCAUAAGUCUGAUGUAUGUAAAGAUUUUUUAAUUGCAUCGCUAUUAUUAUUAUAACAACUGCUAUUUUAGUUUAAAAUUAAGGUAUAAAGUAGCAUUUUAUUAUCGCUUCGAAAACUUCAGUCUCGUCCCCUUAACGCUCAUUGCUCCUACGGCAUUGGUUAUUUUUGUUUUGUUUUACUUUUAUUUUGUGUUAUUUAGGAAAUCGGUUUAGGUAAUGUAACACAGUUGCUAUACUCAAAUCGGAACUUCGCAUAGAUCUGCUGAAAUGCAGCUUCCAUAUAAAUUCCCUGUUCCCUCUUUGUCCCCCUUUAUAUAUGCAAGAACAAUAUUAUUUUCUUUAAGCAAUCAUUUUAUUACAAAAAAAAAUAAUAUUUCAAUAGAAUAAGAAGAAACAAUAAAAUUUAAUUUAUAAACAAA
Molecule: messenger RNA, 2687 nt
Organism: Stomoxys calcitrans (stable fly)
Lineage: Eukaryota; Metazoa; Arthropoda; Insecta; Diptera; Muscidae
Gene: ebi
Product: F-box-like/WD repeat-containing protein ebi
Exons: 3
Coding region: 153-2126 (657 amino acids)
Biological process (GO): regulation of transcription by RNA polymerase II
Cellular component (GO): histone deacetylase complex
Molecular function (GO): protein binding; transcription corepressor activity
Source: RefSeq, a predicted model, not a curated record